GAGACCACUGUGUUGUAUUCACAUCUCUAGCGGCAGAAGUGCAGACAAUUUUUUCACAAAAAUUUAUAAAUGCAAAUUAGAGAGUGCAGUGAGAUUUGUGUGCAAUGGAAGCGAGUUUAGAGGAGAGCAUGGACAGCGAUCACGCUAGUUCGCCAAUCAGUAAGCCGGAUGCGAGGGAAUCCCCACCAGGAGUGGGCCUCAAUGGAAACGGCAAUGGUAGUGGUAGUGGCAGCCAGGAGACCCCGAAUAAUGGCGUUGCUAUAGCCAAGGAAAAACCAAGCGAGGGCCAGUGGACCAAGCCCUUCAAUGCAUUCAGUGGGCGACCCAUUGGGGAGCACACAGCCCAGCAGCAGGCGCUGCAGCAGCAACAGCAGCCACCGCCGCAACAGCAGCAGUCGCAGCCGCAGCAGCAGCAGCAACAACCCCCUCCUGGGACAAACGGAGUGACGGGACCACCGGAAAUCUGGGUGGAAACCAAGGCGGAGGACGGCCGCUCCUAUUAUUACCAUGCGGUAACCAGGGAAACCACCUGGACCCGACCCGAUGGACCCACUGUCAAGAUAAUGACCCAGGCCGAGGUGGAGGAGAUGGCCAAGCGACCAGCCCAAGCCGCCAAGGCGGAAGCGAAGGCCGCCGAGACUCCAAUUGAGGUUCCAGGGGUGUCGUCCCAUCUCACCUCGCAACCGCCACCGCACCUGAUGAGCCAGCCACCACCAAAUGCGGCGACUCCGCUGCUUUCCCAGCCGCCUCCAAAUGUGCGCCAGCAGCCGCCGCCCAUGUUCCAGCCACCUGGGAUGCAGCCGCCUCCCGGGUUUGGACAACCGCCGUUUUGUAUGCCGCCGCCGGCUUACGGAUUUCCUGGAGGCGCCGCUCCAGGUGGAACGCCUUGGGGCGUUGGCAUUCCGCCCUGGCAGCAGCACAUGCAUGGCGGCCAGGAUAACAAGCCAGCCAAGUCGCUAAUCAUCAAGCCGGGCGUUAUCGAUCCAGCGGUUAUUGCGCGGGCAGCAGAGUGGUCAGAGCAUCGUGCUCCCGAUGGCAGACCGUACUACUUUCAUGCCGCUCGAGGGGAGAGUGUAUGGGAGAAACCUCAGGCACUGAGGGACAUGGAAGCCGCCAGAAUGGCUGCCCACUCUGGUGUGGCGCCUGCUGUGGCAACGGCUCCGUCCGGACUACCGCCCCACCUGCUACCCAAUCCCAUGAUGCAUAUGCCACCGGGCUCUGCGCCGCCGGGAUUUGAUCCCCAUGCCGCUUUUGCAGCCGCUGCUGCAGCAAUGAAAGCGAAUUCGGAGAAUACCAAGGCGGCGCAGGCUGCCGCCCUCGAAAAGGAGGCUAAGAAGGCGGCGGAAGAGAAGCGGAAAAAGGAGGAGGAGCAGAAGAAGGCGGCAGCUACCGCAAAGCAGACGGACAAGAGUCGACCGGUGACAAGUACACCCAUCGCUGGAACGCCGUGGUGUGUCGUGUGGACAGGAGACGCUCGCGUCUUUUUCUAUAAUCCAUCGACGAGAACUUCGGUUUGGGACCGACCCGAGGACUUAAUGAAUCGCGAAGACGUUGACAAGGCGGUAAACGAACGUCCCGAGCAACUGAAGACCCCGCAGGAAAAGUCCGCUGAAGCGGAUCAAAAAUCCAGCGAGGAGGCAGCCCAGGAACAGGCUCAAGCGCAAGUUCAAGCCCAGCAGCUGGAACAGGUGCAGCGGGUGGAUCCAGAGGACGACGAUGACGACGAGAUUAUCAAGAUUCGAACUGAGUCCGAGUCCAGUGUGGAGGAGGUGCCUACCAAACGAGUGCGAAUGAUUUCAAAGUCAAAGCGGGCCGAGGAUGCCGCCUUAGAGGCUGAGCAGCGGGCAGCUAAGGAGCGGGCUUUGGUACCCUUAGAGAUGCGCGUCACCCAGUUCAAGGAAAUGCUUAGAGAGAAGGACGUUUCAGCUUUCAGCACCUGGGAGAAGGAGCUUCACAAGAUCGUGUUCGAUCCGCGGUAUCUACUGCUGACAUCAAAGGAACGUAAACAGGUAUUUGAAAAGUAUGUCAAGGAUCGGGCCGAGGAGGAGCGUAAGGAGAAGCGAAACAAGAUGCGUCAGAAGCGGGAGGAUUUCCGCAGCCUAAUGGAAGAAGCCAGGCUACAUGGCAAAUCCUCGUUCUCCGAGUUCAGCCAGAAGAACGCGAAGGAAGAGCGGUACCGGGCUAUCGAGAAGGUCCGGGAGCGGGAGAGUCUCUUCAACGAGUACAUUGUGGAGGUGCGACGUCGCGAAAAGGAGGACAAGCAGUUGAAGAAAGAGCAGCCACUAGCUAGCAGGUUACAGCACAAAUGCACCACCCAAAACACCAAAAUACACAACAGCAACAGCAUCAAGAUCCACCUGUACAACCACCUCAACAGCCAAUUCCGCCCGCCGUCCGUCAUCGCCGUCCACUGAUCUACUUGACCACGCACAUGUUUGCAAUCUGUGUGAAGAGGAUGUUGCGAUGUUGUGAAUGGCAUUGGGAGAUCAUGAGUGAUGAAGUUAGAAGUUCGCGUUGGGCUCUCGGAUGGAUGCCAACGAGCCGGAGACAGGCAGAGAGAGAUUGUUCCAGUGAUCCAGAGCGACAGCAAUUCGUGUGCAGGUGUCUGCGGCGCUGAGCAAACAGUAUGAAUAAUACUUAAUUUAAUUAACCCACUAUUUUCGUUUUGUUUACAAAUAAUGAACACACACAGCAGUUUGUCACCUGAAAGAGGCAAGCCCAAGGAACCGAACUCAGCCCAAUACAACCUGCGUAGACCAAAGAAGUGCGAGAUUGUUGGGCCCUAAGAUCUCAGCUCUUUGCUCUGGCAGGUUCAGGCAGCGGCCCGAAGUCGCUGAAAGGCUCUCAGCCCCUAUCCUUACCAUAUACCAUAUAUUUACUGUAGAUGUAUUGACUAUUGUACCCUUCGGCCUUGCUGAAGUCUCACCUCCACCGCCUGCUGAUCAAGAGAGAAAGGGCGGGGUUAGGUGGUCCGUCUGCUGUGUUAAGCACGCACAUUCUUCAAAUAUUGCUUUUUUCUGCACCUCCAUUAUUUUAAAAUGUGUUGUAUAUUUUAAUUUAUCAAUCGCAUUGAUUUGAAUUCCUAUCGCACGUAUAUUUUGCUAUUGCAGUUUACUUCACGUAGCUUCUGAAUUUAGAAAAGACACAGUUGAAAUCUGGAUUCUAAAUAUGAAUGGUUAAUUUACAAAAUGAUUUCUUGUGUUAUUUUAUGUAUUUUAAAUUUCAAGUUUAGAGACAAUGAUCUUAGUUGCAAUGUUUAGUUUAGGCGAUUUAUACAAAAAAGUAAUUUUUUAUAAUAAAAGCAAGUUUUAGACUUUUGUUAAAAAUUGUUUUAAGUGGAUUACAUUUCGGAUCUACUAAUUUUUGUAUAUUUCUGAAGAAUGUAUCUACAAACCAGAUGAUACUCUUAAAUAAAAAGAUAGUGGGAAAUUUGUUAUGUUACACUAUAAUGAAACCUGAAGCUUUGUGAAUUAUGCAAUCAUUUGAAUUUAUGCUUUUUAUUUGUUUAUUUUGGCAUUACCAAACGCGAUUUUGUGGUUCGAUUGUAGUCUGUCCCUGCCAAUUCUCUCUCAGCAAGCAGGACCAGAACUAAUCAAAAGUUUUGUUUCAGCUAAGUCUAUGAUCGCUAAUUUAAACCCUUCUUUUGCAGGUACAAAACCGUGUAACUAUGUUCAGUAGCUUAAGAAACAGUAGUCCUAAGCUUUAGAUUAGCCCAUUAAGUGAUAGAAUGUUAAGUGAAGGGCGCAUCAAUGCCAGACUUCUAAUUCGAUCUCUCUGUCGCAUUUCUCUUCUCUUCCGCAUGGCUGUCAUGUCAAUAUUCCUUUCACAUACACUCACAAACUUUAGAUCCGUAAGGACUUU
Drosophila suzukii is the source of this 3861-nucleotide messenger RNA. The record is from RefSeq and is a predicted model, not a curated record. NCBI's taxonomy places the organism in Eukaryota, Metazoa, Arthropoda, Insecta, Diptera, Drosophilidae.